CAUUCGUUUAAACGGUAGACUGGCCGUUUCCGCGAUCUCUCCCCGAACAUCGAUGCGGUAUCGUGGCACGAUCUCGACAAAUUAUUCGGUAGUUAUCGCCCUCCCCAUUAUGGACGACACUAGAUUGUACAAGUACUAUCGAACAUCCGGAUAUGGUUUGAAUUCGCUGAUAUACCGAUUUCUCAUCGCUGAUUAUAAUCUAAGACGAUUCUUCAAUUUAAGUGCUUAUUGCGGAGCGGUGACUUUUGUUACUUUCAUCUUCGUAGUAAUUAUGGCCGCCUGUUCGAUAGCGGGUUUAAAUAUGGUGACGUUAAACGAUACACUUUUUCGUGAAUUGUUCGAAAAAGCGGAGAAGAAGUUACCACGAAUGGAAAGUGUCGUUAGCAUCAUACCUCCAUAUAAAUGUAUUCACAAGCAUUUACAACGAAUGAACGUGUUUCAAGAAAAAACGAAGAAAAUGCUACGCAAAGAGCAAUUGGAAUUGGAAAUAAUGAACAGCAAAAUGUCGUGUAUCGAGAAGUUAUUGAAGCCCGAGGAACAAUCCGAGUGGCGUCGUAGUAGAUCACCAAAGGUAUAUCAUCGCUCUAUUAACGUAGAAGCAUCAAAGUAGCAAGUGAAAAAGAAGACAUUUAU
This is a messenger RNA of Mycetomoellerius zeteki, 633 nucleotides long. RefSeq lists its product as uncharacterized. The coding region runs from base 53 to 610 and encodes 185 amino acids. The transcript is spliced from 7 exons. The record is from RefSeq and is a predicted model, not a curated record. Lineage: Eukaryota; Metazoa; Arthropoda; Insecta; Hymenoptera; Formicidae.